AGAGUCAAGCAGCCAUGCCUUCAAGCCCCAAGUUCGAGCGCACCCUCAUCACCCAUUGACUUUACUCUUAUUUCGUCUGAAUCCCCAUCAUGUCAAAUACUUUUGGUGGUAACUUUAGUGGCAUGAAAAAUGGUGAUAACACAACGUUUGGAACCGCUACACACAAUCACGGCCCCGCAAGUAAUGUCGGUGGCGAUCAGAACAACAAUAACACAACCACCAACAACAACACCAACUCCCACAACAACUCGUCUAAGACACAGGUCAUGAACGGGGGUGGAACCCAGAAUGCUUGAAGCGUUCUAAGUUUGUGAGGCCCUAUGGAAACUGGAAUGUGAUUGACUCUAGUACUAAACUCCUAAAUGUAAAUCCUACCUAUAUCAGUGUUCUGUUCUGUCAGGAGUUUGUACUUGAUGAUAAAUUUUUGCGUCGCUGUACCGG
Messenger RNA from Serpula lacrymans var. lacrymans S7.9, 441 nucleotides. RefSeq lists its product as uncharacterized. The record is from RefSeq and is a predicted model, not a curated record. NCBI's taxonomy places the organism in Eukaryota, Fungi, Basidiomycota, Agaricomycetes, Boletales, Serpulaceae. The transcript is spliced from 3 exons. Bases 90 to 296 code for a protein of 68 amino acids.